Oncorhynchus tshawytscha (Chinook salmon) is the source of this 1758-nucleotide messenger RNA. RefSeq names its product protein FAM177A1-like. Lineage: Eukaryota; Metazoa; Chordata; Actinopteri; Salmoniformes; Salmonidae. The coding region runs from base 957 to 1451 and encodes 164 amino acids. The transcript is spliced from 5 exons. The record is from RefSeq and is a predicted model, not a curated record.
CUGCAUGGAUUUAUUGAUGCAUUGGUUUGUUUUAUCUGUAGUGUUUUAUGAUCAGUGAUUUACAGUAGCAUGACCAUCUGUUGUAGUUCAUUUUAUACAUAGUUGUUUUCUAUUUUUUUAUGUUCAUGAUCAAAUAUUAUUGGGUCAGACUUUAUAUUUGAAAUAUUCUCUCACUAGUCCUGUUGAGGAUUUUGGAUCUUUAUUUUUUGCUGUCAUUUAAGAAAUGGACAAUUUAAUAUAGUAAGAACUUAUAACACUCCACGAUGAUUAUCCAAUCAUUUGUAUGUUUUCAAUUUUAUUUUUCAAUCGCUGAGAUUCUCUAAUUGAAUCAGUUUUUUUGCAACUGAAAGGACACUAUACACACAGGAUCACAUUAUUCAUACCCAAGGCUAGUCAUUGCUGGGUAUGGCCUGUAUUUAUGAUAAUAACCAUUGUUUAAUAUUCCCCUCUUUAUUGGAGACUUGAGGAAUAGGCGGUGCUUGUAUUGGGUCAAAAUAACCUGAACAAGAAACCUUGGGUUACUAUUUUAUGUCACAAUCAAACAAUUAUUUUCCUGAUGUAAGAACAGGGUGAGUGUGUGCUGCACUCAAGUAUCAUUAGCCAGAGGAACAACAUCACUGCAUAUAGCAGUUAACAAUAAACCUUGAAAUUCUACACAGUGGAACAAGCCCAACCCUCAGCCUUACAAGAAAACUGAAAUUAGUAGCCUGUCAUCCAAUGACCGCAGUCUCUGACUGGUGAACACAGUAAGCAUGACUAAAACGUGUUUCUGGUGUGUUGAGUAUCAGGUUUCAAACUAAUGUAGGACUGAGUAUCUUGCUUUUUUUCUGUUGCCUUGAUUGACCAUUCCAGUGACAUCAGAGUGGAGGAAAUGUAUGUACUCUGAGCUGAGAAAACAUUUUUUGCUCUACAGGCAGCAGCACAAGGAAAGGAAAAUCAUUUAUUCAGUGUGAAGAAUGAGCGACAGUUUCAAGGAAGAGAGACAGUUCAGAGGUCUUUCACUGUCCCUGCAGAGGAGGGUCAUCCAUUUCGCCAGCGGUGAGACUCUGGAGGAAGAUGACAGUGAGGAGGAGGAUACAUUACAAGAGGAGGUGUUUAGGGAGCCUGAAGACAUGCCCAAACUCCCAUGGAGAGCUUUUACUUGGUCUCUGGGCAGGAAGUCAUUGCGCACUUGUGAUUUUCUUGGGGAAAAACUGGCUGGUCUACUUGGUCUCAACACUGCCAAAUACCAGUAUGCUGUAGAUGAACAUCAGCGUGAUAACAAGAACACAGGCAGUAAAGACACUGAAUGCUCCUAUGAGAAAAGAAGGGAGGGAAGUCACCUUUCUUUGAGGAUGAGCAGUGAAUAUGGUGCCACAAGCUCCCAAGGAGUCCCAGCUGGUUCUCAAGCCACUGAGCACAGAAUGACAGGAUCCCACAACAUGGGUUAUCAAGAUGAUAAUGAGCACUGAAAAAGAACUAGGCUAAUAAACAAAUCAAAUGUUAUUUGUCAUAUGCGCUGAAUUACCGUGAAAUGCUUACUUACAACUCAACAAACAAUGCAAAAAAAAUGUAAGUAAAAAAAAAAAGCUAAAUAAACUAAAGGAAAAAUAGUAAAACAAUAGUAUGCAUUGAACUUGUUGUGCUAACAAACUAAGAGAGCAAAUAUUUAUAUUGCUGUGUGUAUUUGUUGGUGUUCCUCUGUGAUUUCUACUGUAUUGCACUUUAUCUGACUAUAUUAAUACCAUUCUGAAAUGUUAAUUAAAAACAUGCAGUAUA